AUGACUGCCAAAUUAUUAUCGCAUUACCCGUGGGCAAAAGCCCCGUUUAUUAUCGGUGCACCAAUGCGCGUCAUGUCUGGGCCUUCACUCGCUGUCGCUGUCUCACGCGCCGGUGGACUGGGUUUCAUCGGUCCUAAUAUCAAAACCAAAGACAUGGGUGUUGACCUGGAAGAAGCCUCAACCAUGAUUCAAAAUAUGCGUCCUCCAAUACCAGCAUUCAACUCCUUGCCAAUAAGUCCACUUUUACCAGUUGGAGUCGGGUUUCAGCUUUGGGGAGACGAUUUGGAUAUUGCCACCGAUACCAUUGAGAAGUUCAAACCAUGUGCUGCCUGGUUGUAUGCCCCUAAAGACGGAUCAAAAGACUACGACCGGUGGUCUCGUCACAUACGCCAAGUAUCGCCGGAAACCAAGAUCUGGAUCCAGAUUGGCACCCUGAAAGAAGCUAAAGAACUUUUACAAGUAUCAGAGAAGCCAGAUGUUAUUGUCGUUCAAGGAGCAGAGUCGGGUGGUCACGGUCGGGCGACAGAUGGGAUGGGCCUCAUGACACUCUUCCCUGAGAUAGCGGACGCGAUGGCAGCCAGUCAAAUUCCUCUGGUAGCAGCUGGAGGUAUCGCCGAUGGACGAGGAAUAGCAGCAUCCCUGUGCUUGGGAGCUUCUGGUGCGGCGAUGGGGACUCGAUUCCUAGCUGCGAGCGAAGCACGGAUUAGCAAGGGAUACCAAAAUGAGAUUGUGCGUGCAUCAGAUGGCGCUGCGAAUACGACGCGUACACUACUUUACAAUCAUUUGAGAGGAACAUUUGGAUGGCCGGCUGAGUACAGCCCGAGAACUGUCAUCAACAAAUCAUUUAUCGAGCACCAGGAAGGUGUUUCCUUCGACGAACUCAAAGGCCUGCAUGAUGAAGCUUUGAAAGCCGCUGAUCAGGGAUGGGGUCCAGAUGGCAGACUUGCAACGUAUGCUGGUGCGUCUGUUGGGCUUAUCCACAAUGUGGCUAGUGCAGUGGACGUUGUGGAAAAAGUGCGCAAUGAUGCAGUGAAAAGGGUUCAGUCUCUCGGGCUUGGAUUUCCCAAAGAAUGA
Penicillium malachiteum is the source of this 1074-nucleotide messenger RNA. RefSeq names its product nitronate monooxygenase. NCBI's taxonomy places the organism in Eukaryota, Fungi, Ascomycota, Eurotiomycetes, Eurotiales, Aspergillaceae. The record is from RefSeq and is a predicted model, not a curated record. Bases 1 to 1074 code for a protein of 357 amino acids. Gene Ontology annotation, molecular function: nitronate monooxygenase activity. The transcript has a single exon.